GAGCGCCCCCCCAGCGGUCCGAGUGGCUUCCACUCCCGCGAGAGGCACCGCAACUCAGCCGACCGCAACUCAACCGGAAAUGCACCGCCAGCGAAGAAGGAAGCCGAUCCACCGAAGCCGCUCAGUGACAACCCUGAGGUGGCGGCGAUCCUCGUGGAGCUGAACGCACAGCUCGAGAAGACGCACAAAGAGGACAUCGCCUCCAGAAAGAAGACUUUCAAGUUUAGCUGCCUGCGGUGGCAUCCUGACAAGAAUCCGGACAGCGCCGAAGUGGCCAACGAGGUCUUCCAGUGGCUGCAGUCGCAGAGAGACUGGUACUUGAAAGAGUGA
Messenger RNA from Symbiodinium sp. CCMP2456, 330 nucleotides. The record is from the annotation of a GenBank genome assembly. Lineage: Eukaryota; Dinophyceae; Suessiales; Symbiodiniaceae.